Molecule: messenger RNA, 1221 nt
Organism: Cannabis sativa
Lineage: Eukaryota; Viridiplantae; Streptophyta; Magnoliopsida; Rosales; Cannabaceae
Exons: 3
Coding region: 1-1221 (406 amino acids)
Source: RefSeq, a predicted model, not a curated record
AUGAGGAAACUAAUCAUCGUUCUGGGAAAGAGCCCAUUGGCUCCAGAAGGUCUACCAACCUGUGGUCCAGACGGACCACCCGUUCUAGGAGGACUCAACCUAAGCGUGGCCCCAGCACAUGGACCACACGUUCCCAGAGGACCAACCCCGACGUUGGUCCUAGUACACGAACAACACGCUCAAGGAGAACUCAACGUGGGAGUGGCUAGAAUCUUGGGAAGAGGGAUGAAGAGCCCAAUCGUGGAGGUGCCCAGUCUAUGGGAGAAGUUGUCUAGGGAUUUCAAGAAACAGUUUGAGGCUGCUAGGGAUAGACAACCCGAAGCGGCCUCGCUACCCAAUAUAAAGCAGCAGCCCAGUGAGACACUUAAGGCAUACUUAAGUCGUUUUAGCAUGGUUGCGGCUAGGGUUAGGAAUUUGGAUGACACCACACAACUUACAGCCCUUCAGGCAGGGAUCUCUACUGAUCCAUCAACUGCAGGGGGCGAGCUAUGGGACGACUUACAAGGUUGUCUAGUAAGAAGCAUCACUGAGUUCAACGAAAGGGCUCAGGUAUUCGUUCGGAAGGAAGAAGCCCGAAAGGAAAUGAAUUUGUUGAAAAUAAGUUUGGGAGGCAAACCCAGCAAUGUUUCAACAAGUACUGUUUCCACGAGAAUUGAUAACUCGGGGGCUUCUGGUUCGAAAAGAAAGGACGGUUCUAAGGAACCGUCAAAGGAUAAAAAGAAACAGAAGAAGCUCGAUAAGUACGUGACAGGGUUACAACCUCUUCCUAUUGAAGGAGAGGGCAUCCUGGUUAUUUCGGGAGGGCCACAUAUCGUAGGGGAAAGCAAUAACGCCGAAAAAAGAUAUGUGAAAGAGAUAAAGAACGAGCAAUCGAUGUUUGUCCCAGAACCUCCCAAGAAGGUGAAAACCGAGGAACCUCCAAUUACAUUCACGGAGGAAGACGAGAAAAACGUGAGAUAUCCUCACGUUGAUCCAUUGGUGUUUACCAUUCAACUCGCCAAUAAAAGGAUCAAGAGAGUGUCAAUAGACAACGGGAGCUCAGUAAAUAUCAUUUAUAAGGAAACUAUAAGGAAGAUGGGGCUCGAAAAGGCCAAAUUGAGGCCUUGUAUGGUGAAUCUUUGCGGAUUCACCGGAGAUAGCAUUGCUAGUCUUGGCAUAAUCGAGCUCGCAUUAACCUUGGGCGAGGCACCCCUAUCUGCAACUAUUAUGCAAGACUUCUAA